This is a messenger RNA of Monopterus albus (swamp eel), 2413 nucleotides long. Its product is annotated as ethanolamine kinase 1. The coding region runs from base 564 to 1964 and encodes 466 amino acids. Gene Ontology annotation, biological process: phosphatidylethanolamine biosynthetic process. NCBI's taxonomy places the organism in Eukaryota, Metazoa, Chordata, Actinopteri, Synbranchiformes, Synbranchidae. The record is from RefSeq and is a predicted model, not a curated record. Gene Ontology annotation, molecular function: ethanolamine kinase activity. The transcript is spliced from 11 exons. Gene Ontology annotation, cellular component: cytoplasm.
UCACGUGUGAUAUAAACGGUUCGGAACACCUGCAGUGUAAAAAACGCUAGUAGUUAUGGCGGACUCUGGAGAUUUGAGAGUAGUGGUCAAAAAUAGUUCAGCAAAACAGAAGUGAGAUCAGGAGUAAGUUCAUAAAAUAUCAAAGUUAACAUUUUUUGAAGGCUCAAAAUGACAAAAACGUUGUUUCACGGUUUUGUGACUCCGACAACAAACUGCGGCGGCUAGCUCUAAUGUUAGCAUGGUGCCUAAAGAAUGCCCUAGCCUAAAAGAUGGUAAACAGGGACAGGUCUCCUUAUUACAAAAUGCCAGCUGUGAAGAUUGGAAACUUUUGCUUUCCCAGCUGUAGAGACCGCCGAACCAGACAUAGGGACCAUACAGCUGUCCUUAACACCAAACCAGAAGAUCUAUACAACACUGUCCUGUUUAAAAUUUAAAUGUGGUGUCUUUGGCACUGUUCGCUCCUUUUGGCCUAAAGUGGAUCCAGGAUAACCAGGCGUACACACUUAUAAGGGCACUUUUCUUUUAGCUGUGCCCCAGAAUGACUCCGAUGCAGUAUAAUACAGAUGACACCAGAGCUGAUACACCCGUGUAGGUCGGCUGGUGCUGGGAAUGAGGUUCUUUAUGUGGACAUUUAUAUUGAUGAGCAUGAACCUCGUAGAGGAAUCCUGGACCUUCUCAGCAGACUGCGUCCUCACUGGAAGGAACAGAACAUUCAGAUGAAGACCUUCACAGAAGGCAUCACCAACCAGCUGAUUGGCUGCUAUGUGGGCUCCGUCCAGGAACCUGGCUGUGUUUUGGUUAGACUGUACGGCAGAAUGACGGAGCUCUAUGUGAACCGGGACCGGGAGAUGGAAAUGUUCCAAGUCUUCCAUGCCCAUGGCUGUGGUCCACAGAUCUUUUGCAGUUUCCAGAACGGCAUCUGCUAUGAGUUUGUUAGAGGAACAGUGCUGGACGACAAGCUGCUCCAACAACCCUCCAUCUACAGAUUGAUCGCAGCAGAGAUGGGGAGAAUCCACUCGAUCCAGCCAAAAUGUGGUCCUCCUGUAGAACCUCUUCUCUGGACCAAAAUGUUCCACUUUCUCACACUGGUGCAGGGCAAAAUCAACAGCAGCUCCACUGAGCAACAGUGUACAGAAAGUCCCGUUGCUCUACGAGAGGUGCCCAGCUUCGAAACUUUAUCAGCGGAAAUGGAGUCGUUGAAGAAGCACCUCUCACGGAUUGACUCGCCGGUUGUCCUCUGCCACAACGACCUUCUGACAAAAAACAUCAUCUACAAUCACAAAGAGGGAAUGGUGAAAUUCAUUGACUACGAGUACGCUGAUUACAACUACCAAGCCUUCGAUAUUGGCAAUCACUUCAAUGAAUUUGCUGGUGUGAAUGAUGUUAACUACAGCCUCUACCCGGGCCAGGAGCUGCAGAGGGACUGGCUGCUGGCCUAUCUGGAGAGUUACAAGCACAGCACAGGGCGCGAGGUCGCUGUUACAGAGGCAGAAGUUACACAGCUCUACAUUCAAGUCUGCAAAUUCUCACUAGCAUCCAACUUCUUCUGGGGUCUUUGGGCCAUCCUGCAGUCACACUACUCCUCUAUUGACUUUGACUUCCAAAGAUACGCCAUGGCACGACUCACCUUCUACUUUGAGAAGAAGGAGGAAUAUUUUGGCUUGCCAGUGAGUGAGAGAGAGGCUAGAGGAGCAGCAUUGUCUGGAAUGAGAUGUAGUGUUACCACUUUGUGGUCCAGAUGCGUUCCCAGGUGGUCCAGAUGCGUUCCCAGGUGCUCCAAAUGCGUUCCCAGGUGCUACAAAUGCGUUCCCAGGUGCUACAAAUACGUUCCUAGUAUCUUUUCUGACUGUGACUUACUGAAGGUGCUCUUACUACACUUCUGUUGGAUUUCACAUUACAGAACCAUUUCACGGUGUAAUAGCAGGUUAAACACUGCUGCAGCUUAUAGAAGUAGUAAGAGGUAACUUUUAUUUACAGGUGCUAUUUAAUACAGUAUACUUCAUAAUAAGUGUAAUGUAAUUUGCAUUACAUGUGAAGCAGUGGUGACACUAUACUACACAUCUUUGUCUCACACUUGAGUGUGUCUUGCAAGUCAUUAACCAAAUGUUUUCUGAAUGGGUAAAAUUCUCAUCAGUGUAUAAUGUAAUAGACAUUGUAAAGUACUUUGUAGUUUGAAAGGUGCUAUUAUUAUGUACUGUAUAAUGUAAUAUAUACUGUCUUACUGUUCUAAGAAGAGGGACCACUGCACUGUAAAACAUGCAGAAAUUUAGUAGAAUCAAAAAUUCUCUGACAUAGAGAAAGAAUAAAAAUAUUAAGAGACAGAAAUUAGCAGUGCAGUUAAAAGGUUCCACAUGUGUAACUUUUUACUCUGUGAUCUAAGGCAACGAGAUGUAAGAUUAAAAGCCGUCCUUAU